Molecule: messenger RNA, 1179 nt
Organism: Cynocephalus volans (Philippine flying lemur)
Lineage: Eukaryota; Metazoa; Chordata; Mammalia; Dermoptera; Cynocephalidae
Gene: BPHL
Product: biphenyl hydrolase like
Exons: 7
Coding region: 20-895 (291 amino acids)
Molecular function (GO): serine hydrolase activity
Source: RefSeq, a predicted model, not a curated record
GGCCGCGCGACCUGGGGCUAUGGCGGCUACGCUGGGCUGUCGGGGCUCUCUGCGGCUGCGGCGGCUCCUCUCAGCGCUGAAUCCGGGGAUCCACGUUCCCCGGGCCGGGCCCGCGGCCGCGUUCGGGACCUCAGUAACCUCUGCCAAAGUGGCUGUGAAUGGCGUCCACCUGCACUAUCAGCGGACCGGAGAGGGGGAGCACGCAGUCCUGCUACUUCCUGGGAUGCUGGGUAGUGGAGAGACUGAUUUUGGACCCCAGCUUGAGAACCUAAGUAAAGAGCUCUUCACUGUGGUCGCCUGGGAUCCUCGAGGAUAUGGACAUUCCAGGCCCCCUGAUCGAGAUUUCCCAGUGGACUUUUUUGAAAGGGAUGCGAAAGAUGCUGUUGAUUUGAUGAAGACGUUGAAGUUUCAGAAGGUCUCCCUGCUGGGGUGGAGUGAUGGCGGCAUAACGGCCCUCAUUGCUGCUGCCAAGUAUCCAUCUUACAUCAACAAGAUGGUGAUCUGGGGAGCCAACACCUACGUCACGGACACAGACGUCAAGAUUUAUGAGGGCAUUCGAGAUGUUUCUAAAUGGAGUGAGAGGACAAGGAAGCCACUAGAAGCCCUGUAUGGGUAUGACUACUUUGCCAAAACCUGUGAUAAGUGGGUGGAUGGCAUAAGACAGUUCACACAUCUACCAGAUGGUGGCAUCUGUCGGCACUUGCUGCCCCUGGUCCAGUGCCCCACCUUGAUCUUGCAUGGUGAGAAGGAUCUUCUGGUCCCGCGUUUUCAUGCCGACUUCAUACACAAGCAUGUGCGAGGGUCACGGUUGCAUCUGAUGCCAGAAGGCAAACAUAACCUGCAUUUACGCUUUGCAGAUGAAUUCAACAAGUUAGCAGAAGACUUCCUACGGUGAAAGUAUCCCGGAAGCAUCUAGUCUUGGUGGCUCCUUACCAUGGGCUUGAUCAUGGUACUGUGUUACCUUGAUGCCUUUAAACCUCCCUCCCUGUGUCACACCUCAGCUAACCUCCUUCCCAUGCUUUCUGCCCCUCCCUAUAAUCUGACAUAUUGAAAAGAGCUCUAGCUUCACUAUCUACAAAAAUUAAAUCUGAUUUCUGAACAUUAAAUUGUGAAUUUCUACCAUUAUCUUAAAAAAUAAAUUCCUGCCAUAAUUUACUUUCAAAUAAAUUUUAGGUAGAA